This is a messenger RNA of Fundulus heteroclitus (mummichog), 942 nucleotides long. RefSeq names its product caspase recruitment domain family, member 19 (gene card19). The transcript is spliced from 6 exons. The record is from RefSeq and is a predicted model, not a curated record. Lineage: Eukaryota; Metazoa; Chordata; Actinopteri; Cyprinodontiformes; Fundulidae. Bases 102 to 644 code for a protein of 180 amino acids. Gene Ontology annotation, cellular component: mitochondrion.
GUUCUCCCUCUUUUGGAGAACGUUGACGUACGGCCCAGCUUCAGCGACGUGAUGACGUCAGAGGGGUGUAUCCAAACAGAGGACAGAGAGAGGACUCCACAAUGGGAGACAGCUUUCGCGAGCAGCUGUUGGAGGACACCGCCUUCCUCAGAGCCGAGCAGAGACUGGACACGGAGCUGGUGGACAAACUCAUCCUGCAGCUCAACAGAAUCUACCCGCAGAUCCUCAGUGACAAGGAGGCCACCAGAUUCAGAAAUUUGGACGUACCGACAAGUGUCCGCCUGGGUGAGCUCCUGACACAUCUGCAGGGGAAAGGUGAUGAAGCGUGCAGGGAGUUUUACCGAGCGCUCCACCUGCACGUGGAGGAUGUAUACUACAGCCUGCCCACACGGUUACGCCUCAGAGACUCUUCGAAUCCACUCACAAGGUCCCAGAUCCGCCCAGAGAGAAACGUUCUGAACGAGAGAGGUCCUCUCUUUUUCCUGGGUUGUUUCGGCUUUGCUGCAGGAAUGGCUUUUCUCUAUUACUGUGGAGAAGCUAAAGUGUCGGGAGGCAGCCGGGCACUCGGAAUGGCCGCUCUCGGUUUGAAAAGAAAAGCGCAAGAGGUUCUUAUUUGGUACACGGAAGAAGGCAUGAUGAAAUAAUGAGUGUCUUUUUCAUCUUUGGAGCUUCGGGAUUACCGACACUACGCAAAAAUACGACUUGCUCUGAUGUUGUGGACAUUGUGAACUAUGCAAAGAAAGUUUCAGUUUUAGUGCUGUUCUGAAUGACAAGAGGAGCCACAUUUGACUCGUUGGUAACACUUUAUAUAAUGUUAAAUGGUCUGAAGCAAUGAAUACACUGAGCAAUGACUAAUGUGCAAUGAAAUGGUGUAAAUACUUUUUAUACAAAAAUGUAUCUAAACAACCAAAUACAGGGUUGAUAAAUUGUUAUCUAAAAGCA